CGGCGGGUUGUCCCAGCGCCCCCCCCCCCCCCUUCCAGUCUGUGCGGUCCGGCGGGGACCUUGGGAGCCGAGGAGGAGCCCGCUGCAGCGGCUGCGGGAGGAGGCCCCUGGUCUGCGUCUGCGGUUGCCAGGUAGGCGGGUGUGAGAGGCCCGAUCCUCCUGAUUGUCGAGAGGCCAUCCCGUCGCCGGCGGCACAAUGCUGUCCCCUCAGAGGGCUUUACUUUGCAACCUCAACCACAUCCACCUCCAGCAUGUCUCUCUGGGCCUGCACCUGUCCCGCCGUCCUGAGCUACGGGAGGGGCCCUUGAGCACGUCCCCUCCCCCAGGGGACACCGGGGGCAAGGAGAGCCGGGGCCCCUGCAGCGGGGCCCUGGUGGAUGCCAAUUCCAACAGCCCAGCCGUGCCCUGCCGCUGCUGCCAGGAGCACGGGCCAGGCUUGGAAAACCGGCAGGACCCGGCCCAGGAGGAAGAGGGGGCUGCCUCCCCCUCGGACCCGGGCUGCUCCUCCUCGCUCAGCUCCUGCUCAGAUCUUAGCCCUGACGAGACCCCCGUCUCCGUGUACUCGCGGGGCCUCCCUGGCGACGAGCAUGUCCGCCCUCAGCCCAGCAUCACCCCCCUGGAGCAGGGCUCCCCACUGGCUUCCGCAGGCCCUGGCGCCUGCUCCCCGGACAGCUUCUGCUGCUCGCCCGAUUCCUGCUCCGGAGCGUCCUCCCCUCCUGGCCCUGGCCUGGACUCCAACUGCAACGCCCUGACCGCCUGCCUGGAGCCCCCCUCCCCGGGGCUGGAGGAAGAGGACGAGGGUGGGGAGCAGGACCUCCCUGCCUCCGAGCUCCCAGAGGCGGAUGAUGAUGAUGGGAAAACCGACGCUGGGAAGACGGAACCCAGCUGGAAAAUCAACCCUAUCUGGAAAAUUGACACGGAGAAAGCGGAAGCCGGCUGGAGAGUCGCGGAGAACAAUAACUCUAGCUGCAAAAUCAGUGGGCAUAGUAACUCCAGCUGGAAAACGGAACCCGGACAACUCGACUCCGGGCGCAAAACCGCCUCGGGGGUAGCCGACCCCGGCUGGAAAGCAGACGCGGGGAGAGCCGAGGCGGGGUGCAGGCGUGACGUCAGCGAGGAGCCGGCGGCUCGCCGGACCGUCACGUCUUUCCACGAGCUGGCCCAGAAGCGCAAGCGGGGCCCGGGGCUGCCCCUCGCGCCGCAGGUCAAGAAGGACCGCAGCGACUGGCUCAUAGUCUUCUCGCCCGACAGCGAGCUGCCCCCCAGCGGCUCCCUGGGCGGCUCCCCAGCGCCGCCGCGGGAGGUCACCACCUUCAAGGAGCUGCGGUCCCGGAGCCGCGCCCCGCCCCCGCCGCUGCCGCCCCGCGACCCCCCGGCUGGCUGGGCCCUGGUGCCGUCCCGGCCCCCGCCCCCGCCCGUCCCGCCGCGGAGGAGGAAGAACCGGCCCGGGCUGCAGCCCAUCGCCGAGCGGCCGCCCGAGGAGGGCAGGCCGGGCAGCCCCGCGGCUGGAGAGCAGGCCCCGGCCGCCCGGGAGCCCGUGGAGCCGGGCGCGCAGGCCGGCCGUGCGGCCGGUGCCCCCCCGCCGCCGCCGCCGCCGCCCGCCCCCCGGGCCGCGGCCGACGCGCGCCCUCUGCUGGAAGGCGCGGGCGCGGUGGGAACCCCGCCUCGGGCCGGCCCGCCCCGCGCGGGACUGCGGCUGCUGCCCGUGCGCCUGUCCCCGGUGGGCGCGCACUCGCCCCCGGCCCGGGGGGCCCUACCCUGCCUGGCCAGCCCCGAGCUGGCACUGCUGCUGUCCCCGCUCUUUCCCAGAAGCAGCACCUUCCCCGCCGCGGCCCCCCCGCCCCGCCAGGUGCCCGCCCCCCCGCUGCCACCGCCGCCGCGCCCACCGAAGGCCCCCGGCCGGACCAGGAGCCCGCCGCCUCCGCCCAGGCUACCCCGGAGCUCCUGGUCGUUCGCCGGCGCCCCCGGGGCCCAGCGACGGUGGAUGGCAGAAACCCAGGGUGGGGCCGGCCAGCUGCAGGAGCAGAAGAAAGGGCUCCUGAUAGCCGUCAGCGCCUCGGUGGAUAAGAUCAUCUCGCAUUUUGGGGCCGCCCGGAACUUGGUUCAGAAGGCGCAGCUGGGGGACAGCCGGCUGAGCCCGGACGUGGGGCACCUGGUGCUGACCACCCUCUGCCCGGCCCUCCACGCCCUGGUGGCCGACGGGCUGAAGCCUUUCCGGAAGGACCUCAUCACCGGGCAGCGCCGGAGCAGCCCCUGGAGCGUGGUGGAGGCGUCGGUGAAGCCAGGCUCCGGCACCCGCUCGCUGGGGACCCUGUACAGCCAGGUCAGCCGUCUGGCCCCGCUGAGCAGCAGCCGCAGCCGCUUCCACGCCUUCAUCCUGGGCCUCCUCAACACGAAGCAGUUGGAGCUGUGGUUUUCCAGCCUCCAGGAAGACGCAGGCCUGCUGUCCCUCCUGUAUCUGCCCACCGGCUUCUUCUCCUUGGCCCGCGGCGGCUGCCCCGCGCUGACCACCGAGCUGCUCCUGCUGCUGCAGCCGCUGUCCGUGCUCACUUUCCACCUGGAUCUGCUCUUCGAACACCACCACCACCUGCCCCUGGGCCCGCCUCCCGCCGCCCCCGCCCCGGGCUCGCCUCCGGCCCUGCAGCACACCGUGCGGGCCGUGCUGCACUGGGGGGGGCGGCUGGCCCAGAGCCUUCGGGGGGCUUCCGGGGAGACGCCUCCAGGCCCUUCAGCUCCCGCGAGCCCCCCCGCACCCGGCGGCUGGUGGGAGCAGCUGACCCAGGCCUCCCGGGUCUACGCGUCCGGGAGCGGCGAGGGCUUCCCUCUCCCCCGGUGGAGGUCCUGGCGUCCCUCCGGCACUGCCGAAGGAGCCCAGGACGGGCCCCUGCCCGCGGAGGAAGCGGCACCAGGCAGAGGCGUAUGGCUGGGGAGACUGUUUGGGGUGCCGGGGGGCGUCACAGAAGCCGACGGUGGAGCCUUGAAGUCCAGGAGACCGUCCAGCUGGCUGCCGCCGACAGUGAGCGUGUUGGCUCUGGUGAGGCGGGCGCCACCUCCCGAGACUCUGUCUUCCCCCGAGGAGCCUGAGGCCGCAGCCCCGAGCGCCCCGCAGACCCACAGGGCAGUGCGCGCGCUCUGUGACCACACGGCCGCGGGACCCGGUCAGCUGAGCUUCCGGCGCGGGGAGGUGCUGCGAGUCCUGGGCACCGUGGACGAGGACUGGCUCCGCUGUGGGCGCGAUGGCGCCGAGGGGCUGGUGCCCGUGGGGUACACGUCUCUGGUCCUCUAGGCCGAGGGCCUUUCCAGCCGCGCCGCCUCCCCGGGAACGGUGACCUGUGCAGGCGCCGCAGAAGCAUUGGCCUGUCUGCAAUACGACCUGUCCCCCCCCCCCCCCCCCCCCCCCCAGUCCGUGUCUGCCGAUGUGAGAUCCGCUCUCCUUCCUUCCGCCGGUGAAACCUGCUCGUCUUCUAAGUACGAAAGGAAUUUCCCUCCACCUCCCUCCUCUUCCCUCCCACCUGCGUAAGGAACCGGUUCCCUUCCCAGCCGCACCUCUGCCUUCGUCGUCUGCGAGCGGACCGUCCCCACACUGGAAGGGCCUGGUCUCCUUCCUGCGCAUGGACACCCCGCAGCGCCCACGUUGCUUGUAUUUAUUCUGUGCUCCCGACCCCCCUGCUGGGUGGGCCCGUGGUGCCGGUCCGCCCGCCCCUCCUUUGUCCCAAUAAAGUGUGGGCGCUGAA
Molecule: messenger RNA, 3734 nt
Organism: Leopardus geoffroyi (Geoffroy's cat)
Lineage: Eukaryota; Metazoa; Chordata; Mammalia; Carnivora; Felidae
Gene: RUSC1
Product: RUN and SH3 domain containing 1
Exons: 11
Coding region: 197-3286 (1029 amino acids)
Cellular component (GO): cytoplasmic vesicle
Molecular function (GO): protein binding
Source: RefSeq, a predicted model, not a curated record